CUUUUAGACGGGGAUUGAAGAGGGCAGCUCAUUUGCUUGACUGAGGUCCUGACCCUCUAGUGUCAUUGGCGAGUGACCGAACAUGUCACACAGCAGGUUGUUUGCCAGGCUGCUUUUGCAGCAAAGUGGUGUCAGACACUGCUAUACGGGAACAAGACCGAAACUCUUCAUCAGCAAGGAUACCAAGGUCAUCUGUCAGGGCUUCACAGGAAAGCAGGGGACAUUUCACAGUCAACAGUCCCUGGACUAUGGAUCCCAGUUAGUUGGAGGCGUGUCCCCUGGCAAGGGGGGUAAGACUCAUCUCGGCCUGCCUGUGUUCAACUCUGUCAAGGAGGCGAAGGAAGGCACGGGGGCCGACGCCACGGUGAUUUAUGUGCCCCCGCCCUUUGCGGCAGCCGCCAUCAUAGAGGCCAUCGACGCGGAGAUCCCCCUGGUGGUGUGCAUAACCGAGGGCAUCCCCCAGCAGGACAUGGUGAAAGUCAAGCAUAAGCUCCUACGCCAGGGUACCACUCGCCUCGUCGGCCCCAACUGCCCCGGAGUUAUUAACCCUGGUGAAUGCAAGAUUGGCAUCAUGCCUGGACACAUUCACAAAAAGGGAAGGAUUGGCAUCGUGUCGAGAUCUGGAACGCUGACUUACGAGGCCGUGCACCAAACCACGCAAGUGGGCCUCGGCCAGUCCCUCUGUGUUGGCAUCGGCGGGGAUCCCUUCAACGGUACAAACUUCAUCGAUUGCCUGGAGGUGUUCCUGCAGGAUCCCAAGACGGAGGGCAUCAUCCUGAUCGGGGAGAUCGGAGGCAACGCGGAGGAGAACGCGGCGGAGUACCUAAAACAGCACAACACAGGUGCUAACGCGAAGCCUGUGGUGUCCUUCAUCGCGGGGCUAACUGCGCCUCCCGGGCGAAGGAUGGGUCACGCAGGUGCCAUCAUUGCCGGAGGAAAAGGAGGCGCCAAAGAGAAAAUUGCAGCUCUGCAGUCAGCCAGAGUGGUCGUCAGCAUGUCCCCCGCCCAGCUCGGCAGCACUAUGUUCAAGGAGUUUGAGAAGAGGAAGAUGUUGUGAGCCGUGUGAGAAACAAACCCGGGCCCGGUUCUGGAAGAGGACGUGGCCCCAUUCUUUCUCCAACCCUGAUCGUCUCGCGUUCACCUCCUAUUUCUCGCACAUUGAUGGAAUAAUAAAGUGUCUUGCUGGCGUGUCGUCGGGAGCUCCUUUCCCCCUCACUUAAUACCGGAUGCCGUAUCCGUGUCGGCAUGGCAACCGUUGCUGUUGUGUUUCUUAUACACCUUGUAAGAUGUAUCCCGUCGCUCAUGUCUGAAUAAGAAAUAUUCAACAUAA
Molecule: messenger RNA, 1330 nt
Organism: Nerophis ophidion (straightnose pipefish)
Lineage: Eukaryota; Metazoa; Chordata; Actinopteri; Syngnathiformes; Syngnathidae
Gene: suclg1
Product: succinate-CoA ligase GDP/ADP-forming subunit alph
Exons: 9
Coding region: 83-1057 (324 amino acids)
Biological process (GO): tricarboxylic acid cycle
Cellular component (GO): mitochondrion; succinate-CoA ligase complex (ADP-forming)
Molecular function (GO): succinate-CoA ligase (ADP-forming) activity; succinate-CoA ligase (GDP-forming) activity
Source: RefSeq, a predicted model, not a curated record